AUGCCCCUCCCCACGAGGCCGUGGAAGAUGUGGCGCCGCACACGGAGCAGUCCCCCAGACGAGAGCUCGCUGCCACUCUCCACCCCAAGGUCGACAUCAUCCACGCCAUGCGUGGGCGGCUCUCCGUCUGUUUCAGCGUCGCCACUGUUUCCAGACGGCCCCCAGUCCCCUGCGCCUUCCUCAGCACCCGUUGAUCCCCAACUGCUUUGGAACAUUCUCGAUGGCACCCGUGCUGACCUGGGAAUUUCUGAUGAGGCCUUCAACCCUGACAUGCACUCCCCAAACGACAUGCUCGUCGAUACAGAGGAACACAUCGUCGACCCGGCAGCCAACGGUGUCGAGAAGGACAACCUCACAAUCAUCAAUCCGGACAACCUAGAAACAGAGGCAGAGCAGCUUCAAGACUUGACCAGGGCGGAUGACUAUGAGGCUAUAAAAGAGCUUGUCCUUAUACCCUUGGUCGAAGAACCUCGCGUGCUCGAAGAUGUUGUUACCACCUGGGAAAUCACAAACUGGAGGUCGUUGAAUAAGAAGGAGCGUGGCCCUAUCUUCCAAGCUGGCGGGUUUCCCUGGCGGAUAUUGCUCUUCCCAUUCGGCAACAACGUCGACCAAUGCUCUAUAUACCUGGAACAUGGCUUCGAACCGAACGAGGUCCCUGAGGACUGGAGCUGCUGCGUGCAGUUCGCACUGGUCUUGUGGAAUCCGGAAGAGCCCACAAUCUUUGCACAUCACAGUGCCCACCACCGGUUCACCAAAGAAGAGAGUGACUGGGGCUUCACAAAGUUCCUGGAGUCUCGUAGGAUGUAUGGUCUCUGGGACAAUGCGAACCGACCCAUGAUCGAGAACGACGCCGCCAACAUCACCGUCUAUGUCAGGAUCGUCGAGGACGAAACCGGGGUAUUAUGGCAUAACUUCAACAACUACGAUUCCAAGAAGGAGACAGGAUUCGUCGGCCUCAAGAAUCAGGGCGCAACAUGUUACUUGAACUCUCUUCUGCAAUCUCUUUACUUUACAAACGCAUUCCGCAAGGCCGUGUACGAAAUACCUACUGAGCACGACGAGAGCAUGACCAACAGCGCAUACACCCUGCAGCGCCUCUUUUACCAGCUUCAGACCUCCAACGCAGCAGUCGGCACGAAUGAGCUGACCAAGUCUUUCGGCUGGGAGACAAGGCACAUCUUUGAGCAACAAGAUGUUCAGGAGCUCUCACGAAAGCUGAUGGAGCGCAUGGAGGAAAGGAUGAAGGGCACAAAGGCCGAGAACAUGCUGCCGCAGAUGUUCAGUGGCAAAAUCAAGACAUACAUUUCUUGUAUUAAUGUCGACUACGAAUCCAGCCGCAUAGAAGACUUCUGGGACGUUCAACUCAACGUUUCCGGGAACAAGAACCUGCAGGAAAGCUUCCAGGACUACAUACAGGUCGAGAAGAUGGAAGGCGAAAAUCAGUACAUGGCAGGUGAGCAGUACAAGCUGCAGGACGCCAAUAAGGGCGUCAUUUUCGUGAGCUUUCCCGACGUCCUCCACCUGCAGCUGAAACGUUUCGAAUACGACUACAUGAGGGACACCAUGACGAAAAUCAAUGACCGCUACGAGUUUCCUGAAGUCUUCGACGCGGCUCCAUACCUCUCGGAGGAUGCCGACACGUCCGAGUCCUGGACAUAUCAGUUACAUGGCGUCCUUGUGCACAGUGGCGACCUGAACGCCGGACAUUACUAUGCGUUUUUGAAGCCAGAUAAGGAUGGAUGGUUCUACAAGUACGACGAUGACAAGGUGACCAAGGCAACGAUGCGAGAAGUCUUGGAAGACAACUUUGGUGGCGAAUACCGGCAGGCCACAAACAACCUCCGGAGUCCUUUGCAAAGAAAGGCACCUAUUAUGCGGCCUAACAGCGCCUACAUGUUGGUUUACAUCCGCCAAUCACGAGUAGACAAGGUCCUUUGCCCGGUCACUGAGCAAGACAUCCCAGAACAUCUGCGUAACCGAUUUGAGGAAGAGGCCGCCAUCAGAGAGACGCGAAGGAGGGAGAGGGAGGAGCAGCAUCUCUACAUGGGCGUUAAGGCUAUCCUUCCUUCGACAUUCCGGGAACACGGUGGUACAGAUCUCGCGUCUUUCGACGCAAACCCUGACCUGGACCCAGCAGCGCCUAGGUUCUACAGAACGCUGCGCUCGUCCACUGUCCAGGAUCUAGUCAGCCGCAUUGCCGAGGAUAUCAACGAGGACCCGCGAAGGCUGCGGCUCUGGAUGAUGGUCAAUCGUCAAAACAAGACAACGCGCCCGGACACGCCCAUGAUGGACACUAGAGUGACAGUGGAAGAAAGCUAUAACAAGUCGACCACUCACAACAGCAACGUCCUCCGUGUCUGGGUUGAAGUGGCAGAGGAGGUCAACGCCGAAGGCGAUGCUGUCUGGCCAACAUACCAAGGUCAAAGCAACGGCAUGGUGGUGAAGAAUGAUCUGAUACUACUGUUCCUGAAGCAUUUUGAUGCCGAAUCACAGACUCUCCGAGGUGUUGGGCACGCCUACAUCAACAAAGAGAAGAAGGUUGAGGAGAUCGUGCCGCUGAUCGGCAAGAAGAUGGGAUGGGGCGAGAAAUUGCCAGGCGAUGACAAGGUCAUGCUCUGGGAGGAGAUCAAGCCAAAUAUGAUCGAGGCGCUCCGGGCGAAACAGACCCUAAAGGCUGCUGAGCUGCAAGACGGGGAUAUUGUCUGCUUCCAGAGGGUGACGGAGAAGAAGUCGGGACUUGAGAAGAGGCUCGGACUUGGAGACAAAACACCCGAGGAGACGAAAUCGGACCGGUGCGAAGACGCUCGCGAAUACUACGACUUUCUCAUGUUCAAGAGGACAGUAAAGUUCCAUGCUCACCCAACCCGGUGUGACCCGAACCAGUUUCCUCCGUUCGAGCUCGUUCUCAGCGCGAAGAUCAGCUAUGAUCAACUGGCUGAGAAGGUUGGGAACGCGCUGGCUGUGGAUCCGACACAUCUCCGAUUCUACACUGUGAACACCAACAGUGGGAACGUCCGGGUCGCUGUGAAACGGUUGUCUACGAACCAGACCCUGCAGAGCAUCCUGAAUCCGUCAGGCUAUUCUCAGAUGAACCAAACCCAGAGAAGCGAUGCGUUGUACUUUGAAGUGCUCGAUAUGAGCUUGGCAGAGCUUGAUACGAAGAAGAAUGACCAUUUUGACAUCCUGGUGCCCAAGAACGGGAUCGUGGAAGACCUGAUCAACGGAGUCAUCAAGAAGGCUCAAAUCCCCGAAGAAGCCGAAGCCGGCAAGAUUCGAGUUUUUGAGGUUAACAACCACAAGUUCUUCAGGGAAAUGUCGCGCGAGUACCCAGUCAUCAGCAUCAACGAGUACACAUUGCUCGUGGCUGAGCGGAUGUCGCCAGAAGAAGCAGAGGCCACAGACAAGGAAUUCAUCAACUGCUUCCAUUUCCAAAAUGAGCCGAGCCGCGUUCACGGGAUGCCGUUCAGGUUCCUGCUCAAGGAGGGCGAGACGUUCGCAGACACCAAGAAGCGGCUCGAGAGGCGGACUGGCCUCAAGGGCAAGAGCUUCGAGAAAAUCAAGUUUGCCGUCGUGAGACGGUCUGCGUACUCCAAGGUCCAUUAUAUCCAGGACGACGAGAUCCUCACAGAGAUCCUGUCGGGAGAUGACGACGAUUUCCUCGGUUUGGACCAUGUAGACCGGACACGGUCUAUGCGCAACGGGACGGGAGACCUGUUCCUGAAAAUUCUCCCUCCUGCGAAACGAUAUUUACGGCUGCACCGGGCGCAUGCUGUGCCGACAUACGACAACCUCACGCCACACCACGAGCCCCACGAGCCCCACGAGCGCGACACGCCGAACCUGUGCGACGACAUCAUGAGCCUUCCCGGCAUGGGAGGCGGCCUACCGGGCAUGCCCGGCGCCGGCGGCGGCAACGUGGAUCCCAAUGACCCCAACGCCGUACAGAUGCAAAAAACAAUAAAAUUCAUGAGUGAAAUGCAGCACAACUGCUUCACCAAGACCGCCAUGUCGGGCGUCGCCGGCUUCGGGCUGGGCGGCGUGUUCGGCAUGUUCAUGGCCUCGAUGGCCUACGACACCCCCUACCACACCGCGGCGACGGCGGGCGCCCAGCAGACGCCCAUCUCGUCGCUGCCGUGGAAGCAGCAGCUGAAGACGGGGUUCAAGGACAUGGGCACGCGGUCGUGGAGCACGGCCAAGAACUUUGGCAAGGUGGGCGCGCUCUUCACGGGCAUCGAGUGCGGCAUCGAGGGGUUCCGCGCCAAGAACGACAUGACCAACGGCGUGGCGUCGGGCUGCGUCACGGGCGCCAUCCUCGCGCGCAACGCGGGGCCCCAGGCCGCCGCCGUGGGCUGCGUCGGCUUCGCUGCGUUCUCUGCUGCCAUCGAGGCGUGGAUGAGGCAGCCCAAGGAGGAGUAG
Messenger RNA from Diaporthe citri, 4416 nucleotides. RefSeq lists its product as uncharacterized. Gene Ontology annotation, molecular function: cysteine-type deubiquitinase activity; protein binding; cysteine-type endopeptidase activity. Gene Ontology annotation, biological process: regulation of protein stability; protein deubiquitination. The coding region runs from base 1 to 4416 and encodes 1471 amino acids. The transcript is spliced from 12 exons. NCBI's taxonomy places the organism in Eukaryota, Fungi, Ascomycota, Sordariomycetes, Diaporthales, Diaporthaceae. Gene Ontology annotation, cellular component: nucleus; cytosol. The record is from RefSeq and is a predicted model, not a curated record.